This is a messenger RNA of Capsicum annuum, 908 nucleotides long. RefSeq names its product glutathione S-transferase DHAR2-like. Lineage: Eukaryota; Viridiplantae; Streptophyta; Magnoliopsida; Solanales; Solanaceae. The record is from RefSeq and is marked provisional. Gene Ontology annotation, molecular function: glutathione dehydrogenase (ascorbate) activity. Gene Ontology annotation, biological process: cellular oxidant detoxification; ascorbate glutathione cycle; protein glutathionylation.
GAUAUUUUUUGUGAGUGUUUUAUCUUGUUGAAGUUGCUGGGUUGAUACUCAAAUAAUGGGUGUUGAAAUCUGUGUUAAGGCUGCUGUUGGUGCACCUAAUGUUCUUGGAGACUGUCCCUUUAGCCAAAGGGCACUUCUGACAUUGGAGGAAAAGAAAGUGCCUUACAAGAUGAUCUUGAUCAAUGUUAGUGACAAGCCCAAAUGGUUCUUGGAGGUGAACCCAGAAGGGAAAGUUCCGGUGAUCAAUUUUGGUGACAAAUGGAUCCCUGAUUCCGAUGUCAUUGUUGCGCUUCUUGAAGAGAAAUACCCAAAUCCCUCUCUCGUUACUCCCCCUGAAUUUGCCUCUGUGGGCUCGAAAAUAUUUCCUACGUUCGUCUCAUUUCUGAAGAGCAAGGAUUCUAGUGACGGUACCGAGCAAGCUCUGCUAGAUGAAUUAAACGCUUUGGAAGAGCAUCUCAAGGCUCAUGGACCAUAUGUCAACGGGCAGAAUAUUUGUUCAGUUGAUUUGAGCUUGGCCCCAAAACUGUACCAUCUCCAGGUGGCUCUUGGCCACUUCAAGAAGUGGAGUGUGCCUGAAAGCUUGAGUCACGUGCAUAAUUACAUGAAGUUGCUCUUCGAGCGUGAGUCUUUCCAGAAAACCAAGGCUGCAGAAGAGUAUGUCAUCGCCGGGUGGGCUCCUAAGGUCAAUCCAUGAACCGACCCAAAACUAUAACCUCGCGUUCUCUCGGGUACUUACUUGUUAGCAGUCCGAUGGGCGCAGUAUUAUGAAUGUAAUCUAUAGUAAGACCUAAAAAAUCGUGGUCGGUGGAUCGAUCUUCCUAGUUCUGUUCCCUUCUGUCUAAUAAAAUGAGUUAUGUUCUGAAACUCGUAUUAUCUAAUGUAAUGUGUUGGUUGUUAGUCUUUUGCUU